UUGACUUACAUAUUACGGGAAGCCAUUUUUCUACAGCGGCCGCCUUUCAUCCGGUACACGCGGUCGGAGUCCGUCGUGACAAACGUCGUGUCGUUGAUAAAAGUAAAUUCCAGAUUUUCUACGCAGAUUAACCGGAUUCUGCGAUAUUGUGUAUGGUGUGAAAUUAACUAUAUUAGUGCGAGAAAAUGGCGCGAUACGGACAAAGACCUGAAAAUGCUCUGAAAAGAGCGAACGAAUUCAUCGAAGUAGGGAAGCCAGCUCGGGCAUUAGAUACUUUGCAAGAAGUCUUCCGAAAUAAAAAAUGGACUUACAACUGGUCAGAGUCCGUUUUGGAACCUAUAAUGUUCAAAUAUUUGGACCUAUGUGUGGAACUAAAAAAGUCACACAUAGCAAAGGAAGGCCUAUUUCAAUAUCGAAAUAUGUUCCAAUCUGUAAAUGUUGGAAGUUUAGAAAACGUUAUACGUGGAUAUUUACGCAUGGCAGAAGAGAAAACAAACCAAGCAAGAAAACAAAGUCAACAGGCUGUUAUAGAUAUAGAUGAUCUGGAUAAUUUAGCUACUCCUGAGAGUAUUUUAUUGUCUGCGGUCAGUGGGGAGGAUGCUCAAGAUAGGAGUGACCGUACAAUUUUAACACCUUGGGUGAAAUUUUUAUGGGAAUCAUACUGUCAGUGUUUGGAACUGUUGAGAACCAAUGCACAUGUGGAAACAUUGUAUCAUGAUAUUGCACGUAUGGCCUUCCAGUUUUGUCUUGAAUACAAUCGUAAGACUGAAUUUCGUAAGUUGUGUGAAAAGUUGAGGAAACACUUAGAAGAAAUUUGUAAAUUACCAGCACUAGUCUCUAAUGUUUCCAUGAACAGGGCUGAGACUCAGCAACUGAACUUGGAGACACGAUUGAAUCAACUUGAUUCUGCGAUUCAAAUGGAGCUAUGGCAAGAGGCUUUUAAGUCCUCCGAAGAUGUACAUGGUAUGAUGAACUUGUCUAAGAAGCUUCCAGUACCGAAAACUAUGGCUAAUUAUUACCAGAAAUUAGCUAUGGUGUUCUGGAAAGCAGGAAAUUACCUUUUCCAUGCAGCUGCGCUGUUUAAAUUGUUGCAACUUUCUCGUGAAAUGAAAAAGAAUAUGUCAUUGGAGGAACAGCAGAGAAUGGCCAACCGUGUUCUGCUGGCUACAUUAUCUAUUCCACUGCCAUCAGCUCAUCCAGAAUUCGAUCGUUUUAUUGAAACAGAUAAAAGUCCCUUGGAAAAGGCUCAAAAGCUAGCAACACUUUUAGGUCUUACUCAGCCACCGACAAGAGUCUCUUUGCUUAAAGAUAUUGUUCGUUUAAAUAUUGUAAAUUUAGCAUCUCCACAACUACAAGAAUUAUACUCAUGGCUGGAAGUUGAGUUUCAUCCUCUGGAGCUAUGUAAUCGAGUAGAUUCUGUUAUACAAACUUUGCAGACCGAUGAAAAUAGUCCUCUGAUUCAGUAUAUUCCAGCCUUGCAAGACGUAACGCUCGUUCGUUUGGUCCAUCAAAUAUCACAAGUUUAUCAAACCAUACAAUUCGCGAGGCUUCUAGAACUUGCCAAGUUUACUACGGAUUUCCAUCUGGAACGUCUCUUAGUUGACUGUGUAAGAUACAACGACAUGCAAAUAAGAAUUAAUCAUGGGAAGAAAUGUGUGCACUUCGGAGUGGAUCUGUCUGAGGCCCAGAGGGAAGAUCAUCCCGAUGGUCCGGUUCUACAAGCUAUGCCGUCUGAACAAAUUCGUUGUCAACUUGUAAAUAUGGCGACCGUGUUACAUAGAGCAAUUACCAUUAUUAAUCCAAAUAAAAAGAAAAUGGAACGUGAAAAGUUGCGUUCUGCCAUGGUCGGGCAUUACCAUGAAACUAAACUGAAAGAACAUCAAAGGAUUCUAGGGAGACACAAGAUUAUAGAGGAAAGGAAAGAGUACAUAGAACACAUCAACACAGUUCGGGAAGAAGAGGAGAUGCGUAGGCAGGAAGAAUUGCAGAGGCAACAAAUGUUAGCCGAGCAGAAGAGACUAGAGCAAGAGAGGGAGGAGCGUGAAAGGAAACGGCAGCAAAGCGAAAUUCAACAAAUCAAGGACCGCCAUCUCAAAGAGAAAAUGCAACAGAUUUCUCAAACUAGUCAUGGCCAGAAAGUACUCAAGAAACUGGACGAAGACGAGAUCAAGAAGUUAGACGCAGAACAAAUUGCGGCCCGCGAAGCUGAAGAGUUACAGAAAGAGCGCAGGGAGAUGCAACAGAAGUUGAAAUCCCAAGAAAAGAAGAUCGACUACUUGGAACGUGCCAAACGUUUGGAAGAAAUACCAUUACUGGAGAAAGCAGUGGUGGAGAAGAUGGAGCAAGCGAAACAACGCUGGGAGCAACAAGAAGCGGAGAGGAUCGCCGCAGCUAUCGAGGAGAGACAGCAGGCUGUCGCAACCAGAGAACGCAUGGCCAGAAUGAAAGAGGAUCACGAUAUCUUCCUGUCGAAGAUUCUGGCCGAACGUAAGAGUAUUUACCUCGAGAAGCUCAAGGAAUUCGAAAAGGUCCUGAACGAAGAAAGGGCCAGUAGACUAUUGAAACGCAAGAUCGAACGUAAAGCCGAACGCAAAGCGAGGUGGGAGCACGAACGCGCUGAGUCUUUGGAGAGAAGACGCCAAGAGGAACUGCGUGUCAAACAGGAAGAGGAGAAGCGGCGAAUGGAGGAGGAGAGAGCGAAGAGGGAGGAAGAGGAAAGACUAAAACGAGCGGAAGAAGAAGCAAGGGAGGCGGAACGUUUAGCUAAGAUUGAGAAACAAGCUGAGAUUACUAGAGCCAGGGAAGCGGAAGUCGAACGAAAGAUGGAAGAGGAGAGACAGAGGGAAAGAGAAAUGAGCGAUACAUGGAGACGCCAACGCGCGCCAGAGAAACCAGUGGAAGUAAUGUCAUGGCGUCGCAACAUCGAGGCGAAAGAAGACGGUAAUAAAGAAGAGUUCAGUCAUUGGAAGAGACGCGGCGAGACAACGGAUAAUAAAUGGCGGAAGGAGGAGCUGGACAAACCGAAAAAAGAGAAUACUGAGAAAUGGCGACGAGAAGAUUACGAGAAAGAUGAUCGCAUCAGGGAUGUUCGUCCAAUGCGUGAUAUUACACGUGAUUCGAUGGCGGACGGACCACGUGCCCGUGGCAGAAUGCCCGACCGUCGUGGGCCACCCGGUGGCGGUGGUGGUGUCGGUGGUGGUGGCGGUGGUGUUGGCGGUGGCGGCGGCCAUCGUCGCGAGGAACCAUUGCGUAGUACCACUCAGAAUUGGCGCGAUAAAAGCGACUUGAUACAAAAUUCUCCUCGAGAUCCACCUAGACGCGUUGAAAAGCGAGAUGAUCCGAAAGAUGAUAAACUCCCACCGAAACACGACGAAAGAAGACGACCACCAGAGGACGACGGUUGGUCGCAAGUCAGCAGCCGACGUUAACAUGGAACCUCGGAGCUACCUAUAGAAACAACGUUUUACUAUUCUUCAAGAACAGUGCAUAAUACGCAGUUAGACUUUUGCCUGGAACUACACGGCGCGCUCAACUUGACUGUUUUGUGCACCGCUGCGUUUCUUCUCCGACAUAAUCGUAAUAAUUCAAAGAAAGCACAAAGACGAUCGAUCGUAAGCCAAUUCAGAGACACGACCAUCGCUUUGGACGGAAAACGAAAGGGAGGCCGGACGAAGGGGAAUGUGAACUAAACAGAGGACAAACGAACAGCGAUGAAAUUGAGUUUCUAUGAUUUUUCUAAAAGGAACAACAACAACAACCCGGCUACGCAUGAAUCCAUUUUAAAUUGACAAACACACACUGCUGCGUCACGUGCAUUAGACUUGUCAAGAAACGAGAACGCCCGGGGCAGUUAUACAGAAUUACUUUAUAUGUCGCAACUGUAUGUGAAGUAUGAAUCAAUGUACAGAGCAGAAAAGAUAGUGGACUGUAACGAGUGCAGAAGAAUUGAAUUGGCUAGGUAUUAACUAAUGGCAGGGGUGAAAAGUCUCAAAACAUCAAUAAAGUUCUCUUGUAUCCUAA
Molecule: messenger RNA, 4020 nt
Organism: Nomia melanderi (Alkali bee)
Lineage: Eukaryota; Metazoa; Arthropoda; Insecta; Hymenoptera; Halictidae
Gene: eIF3a
Product: eukaryotic translation initiation factor 3 subunit A
Biological process (GO): formation of cytoplasmic translation initiation complex; translation reinitiation
Cellular component (GO): eukaryotic translation initiation factor 3 complex, eIF3e; eukaryotic translation initiation factor 3 complex, eIF3m; multi-eIF complex
Molecular function (GO): mRNA binding; translation initiation factor activity
Source: RefSeq, a predicted model, not a curated record